GGAAAUGUGAGCUAAGGAGUAAAUUUGGCGGGAGCUGUUAAAGAGACAGCCGGAUAAUCGCCACGCUGCUGAAAGUUCAGAAUGACCUAAAAUUAUACAGUUUUUGAGCCAUGGUGUGGCAGAAUACUGGUCGGUUGAAGUUCAGCAAGUUCGACAAGGCCGGAAAAAGCGGUGACGACGGCAAACUCCCAACGAGAGAUGACACGUCGGAAAGGCGCCUUCUAGAGUCACUUUCUAACGACGAGCUUGAUGCCAAGUUCGGAUUCAAACGGCACCAGGAAGGAACCGAAAGGAUCGGAUGGCUUAUCAACAUACACCCGACGGAAAUCCUGAACGAAGAUAAACGCCUGAUCAGUGCCGUCGAUUACUACUUCAUCGAGGAAGAUGGAAGCCGCUUCAAAGCUUCGCUGCCAUACGAGCCUUACUUCUACGUCGCCGCGAAGCCGGGCACAGAACAAGAAGUUAUUUCUUUCCUCACCCGAAAAUACCAGGGAACUGUCGUGAGGGUGGAACAAGUUCCAAAAGAAGAUCUCGAUCUGCCUAACCACCUAGUGGGUUUGAAGAGGACCUACCUGAAGCUGCUAUUCCUUUCUGUGAACGACCUGAUAAAAGUUCGAAAGGAACUGCUUCCAGCCAUCCGGAAAAACCUGGAGCGACAGACUACCUCGUGUACACGUGCACUCGGGCCACAGUCGAGGAACGGGGCUGAACCCACAGCAGCAUCGAAGAGGAUGAUGGAACAGACUGAGAACAUUGUAGACAUCAGGGAGCAUGACGUUCCAUACCACAUCAGAGUGUCCAUCGACCUGAAGAUCUUUGUGGGGCUCUGGUACGCCGUCAGAGGUCGUGGGGUGGAGGCUCCUGAUAUCAAAAAGCGAGAGGACAUUCUGAUAGUGCCAGAUGUCACUGUCCUGGCAUACGACAUAGAGACGACCAAGCUGCCUCUAAAGUUCCCGGAUGCUGCAACAGACCAGAUUAUGAUGAUAUCGUACAUGGUGGAUGGCCAAGGCUACCUUAUCACGAACCGGGAGAUUGUGUCGGCUGAUGUGGAGGAUUUCGAGUACACGCCGAAACCCGAGUUCGAGGGGCCUUUCAUCGUCUUCAACGAGCCAAAUGAGCUGUCCCUGAUCCAAAAGUUCUUUGACCAUAUCAUCGAAGUGAAACCAUUGGUCAUUGCUACCUACAACGGAGACAACUUUGACUGGAUGUUUGUGGAGGCCCGUGCGGCAGUGCACAGUCUGGACAUGUCCAAAGAAGUGGGCUACAGCCGCAGCCGAGAGGGCUACUACCUGAGUCGCCCCAGCGUCCACAUGGACUGCUUCCACUGGGUGCAUAGGGACAGCUACCUGCCCGUGGGCAGCCAGAACCUCAAGGCCGUUGCGAAGGCCAAGCUAAGGUAUGAUCCUGUGGAGCUUGAUCCUGAAGACAUGUGCAAGAUGGCUGCUGAGCAGCCCCAAGUACUGGCUAAUUAUUCCGUGUCUGAUGCGGUAGCCACAUACUACUUGUACAUGAAAUAUGUGCACCCCUUCAUUUUUGCCCUGUGUACCAUCAUUCCCAUGGAGCCUGAUGAGGUGCUGCGGAAAGGCUCGGGUACCCUGUGCGAGGCCCUGCUCAUGGUGCGAGCCUUCCACGCGAACAUCGUGUUCCCCAACAAGCAGGAGGCGACGCUGAACAAGCUCACCGAGGACGGCCAUGUGCUCGACCAGGAGACUUACGUGGGGGGACAUGUGGAGGCGCUCGAGUCCGGGGUCUUCCGCGCCGACCUCCCCUGCCGAUUCCGCCUGGUUCCAGAAGCAUUCCAGAACCUGAUUGAUGCUGUGCCAAAAACUCUCAGACACGCCAUUGAGGUUGAAGAAAAAGUGCCUUUUGAGGAAGUGCUCAACUUUGACGAGGUGUGCGAAGAAAUCAGGACUGCAUUGGCUUCUCUUCGGGACUGCCCGUCAAGGCUGGAGAAACCCAUCAUCUACCAUCUUGACGUUGGGGCAAUGUAUCCCAACAUCAUUCUCACAAACCGACUUCAGCCUUCGGCCAUGGUGGAUGAGGCAGACUGCGCAGCCUGUGACUUCAACAAGCCUGGCGCAACCUGUCGGCGUUCCAUGCCUUGGACCUGGAGGGGAGAAUACAUGCCGGCAAGUCGGGCAGAGUUCCAGCGAAUCCAGCAGCAGCUGGAGAUGGAGCGGUUUCCGCCGGCCCAGCCGGGUCUUCCGCAGAGGGCCUUCCAUGAGCUGCCCCGUGAGGAGAGGGCUGCCAUGGAGAAGAAGCGCUUAGCAGACUACUGCAGGAAGGCUUACAAGAAGGUUCACAUCACCCGGACAGAAGUUCGGGAGACCACAAUCUGCCAGAAAGAAAACUCCUUCUAUGUGGACACCGUCCGUAACUUCAGAGACCGUCGCUACGAUUUCAAGGCUCUACUCAAGGUGGCAAAGAGAAAUGUAGCCGAGGCCUUGGAGAAAGGAGAUGCUGCAGAGAUCAAGGCAGCCAAGAACUUGGAGGUCCUGUAUGACUCCCUUCAGCUGGCCCACAAGUGCAUCCUCAACUCUUUCUAUGGCUACGUCAUGAGAAAAGGAGCCAGAUGGUACAGCAUGGAGAUGGCAGGCAUUGUGUGUCACACAGGGGCCGGCAUCAUUACUCAUGCCAGGGAACUUGUGGAGCAAGUUGGGCGCCCAUUGGAGUUGGACACAGACGGCAUCUGGUGUGUGCUGCCAGCAUCGUUCCCGGAGAACUUUGUGAUCCGCACCAGUAAUGCCAAGAAGCCCAAGCUCACCAUUUCCUAUCCUGGAGCUGUGCUCAACAUCAUGGUUCAGGAGGUCAACACAAAUGAUCAAUACCACGAGCUGGUGAACCCAGAGACCCUAGAGUACGUUCAGCGGUCGGAGAACUCCAUCUUCUUCGAAGUGGACGGCCCCUACCUGGCCAUGAUUCUUCCAGCGUCCAAAGAGGAAGGAAAAAAGCUAAAGAAAAGGUACGCCGUGUUCAACUUUGACGGCUCCCUGGCCGAAUUGAAGGGCUUUGAGGUGAAACGCCGUGGAGAGCUGCAGCUCAUCAAGAUCUUCCAGUCGUCUGUGUUUGAGGCCUUCCUCAAGGGCAAGACUCUGGAGGAGUGCUACACUGCCGUGGCCAAGGUUGCCAACUACUGGCUUGACGUGCUCUACAGCAAGGCUGAGAGUAUGCCGGAUGAGGAGCUCUUCGAGCUCAUUUCUGAAAACCGAAGCAUGUCGCGGAAGCUGGAGGACUAUGGUGUCCAGAAGUCAACCUCUAUCUCGACUGCCAAGAGGCUGGCAGAGUUCCUUGGGGACCAGAUGGUCAAAGAUGCAGGACUUAGCUGUCGCUUCAUCAUCUCCAAGAAGCCAGAAGGGGCUCCUGUCACAGAAAGGGCAAUCCCUUUGGCCAUAUUUCAAGCCGAGCCAAGUGUCAAGAGACACUACCUCAGGCGAUGGCUGAAGGCAUCUUCCGCGGAAGAUUUCAACAUCCGCUCGAUCCUUGAUUGGGAGUAUUACAUUGAGCGACUGGGGAGUGCCAUUCAGAAAAUCAUCACCAUACCAGCAGCUCUACAGCAGAUACCAAAUCCUGUGCCUCGCGUCGCCCAUCCACCGUGGCUGCACAAACGCCUGUUGGAAAAGGACGACGUUCUGAAGCAGAAGCGCAUUAAUGAGCUGUUUAGUGCUGCUCCUAAGCCAAAGGACGCAAAUGACGAGCCGCAGACGGACGACAUUGAGGACCUCGGCGAGCCAGCACGGCCUCCCUCCAGCUCACGGCCCAUAGUGGCCACCGUGACCCACCGGAAGAGGGCCAGGUCACCCGUGGAAAAGAGGAGCGACGAUGACCUCAAGAAGUCGUGGAGGGAGACCUUGGGACCCCCGCCACAGUUGGGUCACUCUCGGAAAGAGCUGGUGGCGUGGCUCGAAUUCCACAAGAAGAAGUGGGAGCUUCAGCGUAAGCAACGCCAGGCACGAGGAAAGCGCCUCAACAGAGGAGAGGGUGCUGCUUCCACAAGUGGUGCCAAGACCUCUGCAUCGUCGGGAGCCAUCAUCCGCGCAGGAGGCACGGCAACGCUGGGAGGCUUUCUCCGCAAGGCACAGCGCAAUCUCCUUGACUCGCCUUGGCAGAUCAUUCAGUUGGCGGAGACGGGCCAGCCGGGCGUCUUUCGUCUCUGGGUUCUGGUGGGUCCUGAGCUGCACCAGGUGCGGCUGGUGGUGCCCAGGAUCUUCUACGUCAAUUCCAAGGUGCCCAAGGAGGAAGAGAACCUCACUUGGCGCAAAGUGACAAGACAUCUCCCGAGGUCGCACCCGGUCUACUAUUUGUAUGAGUAUUCCAUUGACGAGUCCAUCUUUCAGCAGAGGAGCGAGGACAUCAUGCAGGAGCUGUCUGCCCCCCACAUUGAGGGAAUCUAUGAGACACAAGUUCCCCUCGACUUCCGGGUGAUGGCCCAGCUCGGCUGCGUCUGCCUGUUGUCGAAGCAGUCCUACAGGGAGUAUGCCUCAAAGGAAACAGACACAUUUAAUUUCCAACACCUUGAGUUUGGGACCCUGGCUCAGCAUGAUUACUUGGAACCUGGAACCCUGAAGUACAUUUAUCUGUACCACCAUGCUGAGAGCCAGAAAAUGAUGUUCGGCAUGUUCCUGCCUCCUGUCAAGAAGGCUGUGGUGUUCGUCGUGGACACUGUGCGUUCCAAUCAGAUGCCCAACAUGAGCACUCUCUACAAGAACGAACGACAGGCCAAGAUCUCUCGAGGCACGGCCGCAGACCUGCUUCCGGAGGAAGGCUACGCAUUUGAGGUCAGAGUGGAGACAGACGUGCGCUCGGUUCACCGUGCCAUCCAGAGGAACUUGUCCCUGUAUCGCGACGAAAAACGGGGACCCACCAUGCUGGCGGUCCAGAGUUGUCUCGCUCUGGAAGAACUGACUUCCUCGAUGCCCGCCCUGUCGGAGUUUCCAGUGGUGCCCAUGCACGUCGAAGACAAAGAGGACCUCUACCACAUUCUCGAGUGGCAGAAGAUUGGGGCCAAGGCCAUGAUUCGGCAUUAUCUCAACGUGGAAACAAUCCUUACUACGAUGCUGGAGCAGUGUCGCUACUUCCACGUACCCCUAGGCAACCUUCCCCGUGACGCCACCCUGUUCGGCUGCGACCUGUUUUACGCACGCCACCUGCAGAGGCAGAACUUUGUGCUCUGGUGUUCUCAGGCAGACAGGCCGGACCUCGGCGGCAAGGAGGCUGACGACAACUGCCUGUCGGCUGAAUCUGACACAACAUCAGCAGUGGAGGUGAACAACCCUGGAGCCUACAGUGCCGUCUGCGUGGAGCUGGACCUUAACGGACUAGCUGUUACAACUAUCCUUCAGUCCCAGAACCUGACAGAGCUCGAAGGGAUAAGCUCGAGUGUGGCCUUCGAUGCUGGGGGUGCGGCCUGCCUCUCCCUGGAUUCGAUGGUCGGGGGCGGCCAGCAGGCGUCUGCUUCCACCCUGGCGAGCUACGAUGACGUUGCUCUCUCGGCGGGCGCCUUCCGCAUACUGCGCACCAUGGUGGCCGGCUGGCUGCGGGACGUGGCUGUCUACCGCAACGUCUUCGCCGACUUCCAGCUGGCACACCUCUUCCGGUGGCUGAAGAGUUCCCAGUCGCUGCUGUAUGAGCCCGUUCUCAAGAGGAUCCUCAACAACCUGAUGAAGAAGAUGUUCCUGCAGCUGGUGGGAGAGUUUGAGCGGCUCGGCACAGUGGUGGUGUACGGCAGCACGGGGCGCCUGGUGGUAUGCACCAAGCGUCGGCGGCUGCAGGAUGGCCUUGCCCACGUCGACUACGUCAUCAACGGCGUGCGCGGGAAGGACCUCUUCCACAGCCUCGACCUGACACCCCGGACGGCCUGGCACUUCCUGCUCUGGAUGGAUCCUGCAGAUCAUGGCGGAGUACAGGGAAAACAGGAAUCCCCUGAGGGAGAGGAGGAACAAGAAGAGGCAGAGGUGCGCAUGUUCUGGAACUUGGCUCGUUUCUUGCCCGAAGCAGGUGCUGUGCAAGAAAACUUUAAUAUGGUCAUUGGUGGCUACAUAAAUUCUGUGUACCUGAAACUGAAGCAGGAAAUCGAAGCCCCUGGAGCCUCCCAGGUUCAGCGUAGAACUAUCAGUCAGGCGCCGAAGGAGCAGAGCGUUGGCUCAGAGACUGCAACAUACAUGAAGCAGCUAGUCAGUGGAGAGCUUGCCCAGAGACUUUUUGGCAUUACGCAGAAAAUACAUCAGAAGCUUCCGUCGAAUCUCCUGGAUGGGGAAAGCGUGUUUCCCACCAUUCCGGGCUCUCAUCUGUCUCAGUCUAGUCCUGCUCUGGAAUUUGUCAAGGCCGUCUGCCAAGUGCUCUCGUUGGAUGGGAACAUAACCCAAGAGGUGACCAAACUGCGUCGAGAUCUCCUCAGGCUCAUUGGCGUUGGAGAGUUCAGUGACCAGGCCACGUGGAGAGACCCAUGCCUCUCCUUCAUGCUCACAGAGGUUAUCUGCAAGACCUGCAACAACUGCAGAGACCUUGACCUCUGCAAGGAUCCUUACCAGGGAUUGGACAGCCAUGGCAUACCUCGGUGGCAUUGCUCCAUGUGCGAGAGUCCCUACGAGAUGGCCGAGAUCGAAGCCCUGCUGCAGGAAAACCUCCAGCAACUCUGCAUGGCACAGGUGCUGCAGGACUUGCAGUGCACCAAGUGUCAUAUGAUCAAGCGGUCCAACAUGAUGAAGUACUGCGAGUGUGCUGGUCCCUUCCAGCCCCUCCUGUCACGUGAGGAUCUCGAGAGGAAGUUGAGCAUCUUCCUGAACAUAGCCAAGCACUUCCACCUUUCUCUUUUAGAAGAAAACAUCAACUGGAUUCUGAAGCACAAAUAAGCAGCAUUUGCAAAGCAUGCAACGCUAGUACAUGUACAAAUAAAUCUGUUUUAACCGUCUUU
This is a messenger RNA of Ixodes scapularis (black-legged tick), 6910 nucleotides long. RefSeq names its product DNA polymerase epsilon catalytic subunit A (gene DNApol-epsilon255). NCBI's taxonomy places the organism in Eukaryota, Metazoa, Arthropoda, Arachnida, Ixodida, Ixodidae. The transcript is spliced from 51 exons. Gene Ontology annotation, cellular component: nucleus; epsilon DNA polymerase complex. Gene Ontology annotation, biological process: nucleotide-excision repair, DNA gap filling; leading strand elongation; base-excision repair, gap-filling. The record is from RefSeq and is a predicted model, not a curated record. Bases 111 to 6848 code for a protein of 2245 amino acids. Gene Ontology annotation, molecular function: DNA-directed DNA polymerase activity; nucleotide binding; single-stranded DNA 3'-5' DNA exonuclease activity.